This is a messenger RNA of Limanda limanda (common dab), 3977 nucleotides long. It is a transcript of the gene atad1a, whose product is annotated as ATPase family AAA domain containing 1a. The record is from RefSeq and is a predicted model, not a curated record. The coding region runs from base 60 to 1211 and encodes 383 amino acids. NCBI's taxonomy places the organism in Eukaryota, Metazoa, Chordata, Actinopteri, Pleuronectiformes, Pleuronectidae. Gene Ontology annotation, cellular component: mitochondrial outer membrane. The transcript is spliced from 10 exons. Gene Ontology annotation, molecular function: ATP binding; ATP hydrolysis activity.
GGUGACACCGCUGCUGCUCCUCGCUGUAGUUACCGAUGGUCUGACAUCAGCUGGCAGAGAUGCCGUUCAAAGAUCUCCCCCGAGAGGCCCUGCUGCGGCCCCUGUCCCGGAAUGAGGUGGUGGGCAUGUUGCUGAGGUUGACCAUCUUUGGUGCAGCCACGUACUACAGCAUCAAAUGGGUUCUAGACGCCAUGGAUCCUACUUCCAAACAGAAAAGCCAAGCCAAGAAAAGGGCAGAGCAGUUGAUGAAGAGGAUUGGUGUGGAGGGGGUAAAACUAACAGACUAUGAGAUGAACAUUGCAUCUCAACUAGUCGAUCCACAAACUAUGAAGGUGUCCUGGAGAGACAUCGCUGGUCUGGAUGAGGUUAUCAAUGAGCUGCAGGACACUGUCAUCCUUCCCUUUCAGAAACGACACCUCUUAGCUCGAUCCAAACUCUUCCAGCCUCCUAAAGGAGUUUUAUUAUUUGGUCCUCCCGGAUGUGGAAAGACCAUGAUCGCCAAGGCAACAGCCAAAGCUUCAGGGUGCAAGUUUAUCAACCUUCAGGCCUCCACACUGACGGACAUGUGGUACGGCGAAUCACAGAAGUUGACUGCUGCUGUGUUCUCAUUGGCUGCCAAAAUCCAUCCAUGUAUCAUCUUCAUUGAUGAAAUCGAGUCCUUUCUCAGGAAUCGCUCCAGCCUCGACCAUGAGGCCACAGCCAUGAUGAAAGCUCAAUUCAUGAGCCUGUGGGAUGGUCUGGACACAUCCUCAACCACCCAGGUGAUGGUGAUGGGAGCGACCAACAGGCCACAGGAUGUGGAUCCAGCCAUUCUGCGCAGGAUGCCCACCACUUUUCAUGUUGGUCUCCCGAACCCAAGACAAAGGCAGGACAUCCUGAGGCUGAUUUUAGCAGGAGAAAACUUGAGCAACGCCAUUAAUCUGAAGGAGAUUGCAGAGAGGACAGACGGCUACUCCGGCAGCGACCUGCGGGAGCUGUGCCGCGACGCUGCCAUGUACCGGGUGCGGGACUACGUCCGCAAGGAGCAGAUGAGGCAGAUUGCUCAGCAGCCACAGGAGUACGAGGAGGAUGAGGAGGAAAAUCUUCUGGAUGAGGAGAGGUUGCGACCGGUCACCCAGCUGGACCUCCUCUUCGGCCUGGACAAGAUGAAGGAGUCUAAGCAGGCCACAGUCUUCAUGUUACCCAGCGCUCAGGACGUUCCCCUGGACUAAACACCAACAACGCACCACUGGCAGGAAAACCUUAUCUUCUCAUUUUAUUCCAAAGUGUGUUCCAGCUCACAGAGCAGAGAAGACUCGAUCAUAUCUGAGGUGCUGUUGGGCAAAUUAACGGACAUCAAAGUCCUCUUUCUCAAACUUUAUUUAUUCCGACAGAGGUUGUUGUUCUGAGCAUGUUCCUUUUCAGCACAGCCUCACCACGUGUACAGUUACAACUCAGACUUCUCCUAGUGAGCCCUGACAGCUCCACUAGAGCAAUUUACUGUCACUGUCUUGCUCCAGUGCACCAGGACAGUUUCUCUGGGAGAGUACAAGGCAUUUAACAUAAAGUUUAUGAAUCUCAUAAGUCAGGAGACGUUCAACGUUUGGACUCCAGAUCAGUGUAACCAUCCUUCAACGUUUGCUGCUUGAUUUUUAAGGGCACUUGGAGAGUGCAUACCUCCGCCAAGGCUGAUUGGUCACUUUAUCUCCAUAUUUCAUGUUUGCAAAGUGUGAAAAAAUCCUGGAUUCCCUCGCUUAUCCGAUCCAGUAUUUAAUGGCUUCUUCCUUGGGUCAUGCUCCAUCCCUCCACAAAAUGUCAUGAAAAAUUGCUGGUCAUUUUUUUUCUAUUUCUGCUGACAGAAACAACAGAUAGACGGACAGAUAGACAGACAAAUUAAAAACAAGACUUCCUUUUUAGAGAUAACUAUCAAUCAGUCGUUUUAAAAUGAUUCAAGGACAUGAAUCAUUUUAAAACAAUAUUAUCCAAGUUCUUGAAAUGGUUCAGCUGAUCCCAAAGUCUCAUCACACAGUAGGCAAAUUUCAAAUGAGCGGACAUCUGGCGAAAAUUGACUUUCAGGAAGAUCACUAACCACUCACUGUAUAAGUAUUAAUCAUUAAGUCAUGAUGAAUGUACUUGUCUCAGUUUGAAAAGCACUCCAACUCAAUUUACUUGCUGUCGUCUUUACCUGAACCAGUUUUCAUUCUCCAGGUGGAUCUACUGACACUGUUUGGACUUUUUUUAAGUUAUCAAAAAAUGUAAUUUCAUCCCUCUCUUUCAAUUCUAAGCUUAAAUAUAUAGCUGAGUUUUCUUGUUUGAUCACAUCUCUGCUUUUGAAAGUGAGAGAGGAUACAUUUAGCCAACAUGAGGUUGUGUCUGCUUUGAUGUGAUGUUCCUCAUGUAAUGAGUUUCUGCUCUUGAGCAGUAAGUCAAAAUAUCCCUUUUUGUGAUAUUUUUACAGUUAUGUAAUGUAAUUUCAAGUAAACAAUUUCCUGCCUGUGGUCAUGAGGUCGACACUGCUCUGGAAACUGUCAGGGCACAAUAUGAACAUGAUGAAGAAGAGGAAGAGCAGAGUCAGGCAGCCAGGGGUGAAAUAUAACAGGUUGGCAGGAGCUGAGAUAAACACCACUACAUCCUUCCUCUGGGAAUACGUCAGCUCAUAGUCAUUGUACAUUGUGGCAGGACUGCUUUAGUUCUAGGCAUAAAGUCAAUCACCGCACUAUGUGUUUGGUCUAAACAGCCAAUAGCAAUGUAGCAUGAGUGCAGCUAUUUCCCAGAAGUGUAGACAACCACACAAACAUGUGUCGAGUAGUAAAAGUGUCAUCACUUUAAUAGAAACCACAGAUUUAAUGAUGCAAGCACAGGGAAGAAAUACAACACGCACAUCUUUUUAUUGUGUUGAUCUUUAUCCUAAGUGGCUGUAAACGUAUACUUAACUGUUAUCUCACCUGUCAGCUGUUCCCAGGGGCAUCACUUGUGAAGAAGUGACAGAGAAAUAUUGGGUUAAAGUGAAGCCCAAGACUUCGGAUGUAAAGUAAAGUUACCAAGUCUGCUGAAUGGUGUUUUUGUGUGUUAAAAGCUGCUUUGAAACUUCUUAGCUUCACAUUUGUUAUCAUCCAAAAAGACAAAAGCUCUGACUUUUUUAGUCUCGCACUUACUGUGUCAUUAUUAUUAAUAGUGAGCUCCAGGGUUUUUUACUUUGAAUUUUAUGUUUUUAUCUAUCAAUCAGCAAGUGACAGCAGUGCUACUUUGACAGCAUCCAUCAGAGUUACUUUUAUUCUCACUUCCUGGAGGGCCUUUAAAACUCUCUCAUCGAGCCGCCAGUGGGAAGAUGUUGUGACAAGCUUUUCUGCCUCUGUACAAAAAGCCUGAUUGUUUUCCGUAUGGUCGCAGCGUGUGUCCGUGGGUCUGUUCGGCUCCCGCAGACCUUUUCUCCCAUGCACUCGGAGCUGGAUUCCAGGGUGUAAUUCACCCAUGACCAGGUGGUGGCACUAUAGCCUCACUGUCCUGUCACUGAGGCAUGUGUCACAGGCUGAAAAACAUACACUGCUUUUAUUUAGAGCAGUUUUGUAUCAUUUUGGUGAGACAAUUCAAUAGAGAAGCCUGCAUACUGGAUGGUUUCUUCCUUAUUGGUCCUUUGGGUGAUGUUUAGAAAUCAGUUGUUCUUCAUUAGAGUACAUGGGCUGACAGUUAAAGGUCAAAAUGCUGCGUUGCCAUGUAAACCAUGCAACUGUGUCGCUGCUCGCAGGUCUUGCCUGCUUUACACCUGUAAAUGCUCUCCCUCCAGUCAGUGCAGUAUGACUUAACAGGCCGUUCAUCAGUUAGAGACUUGAAUUCAUGGAUACACUCCAUACUCACUCACUGUAAAUUAAACUGUCAACUAUGUGUACGUGUCUGAUAUGAAAUUUUAAACACUGAACUGUAAUUAUUCAAUUAGACAAUUUUUUUUCAACUAGCAAAACCUUAUGUCUAAUUUCCGCAUGAAUGUCACCUUGUCUUUG